GUGUUUUUCCCAGCGUUCCCCGCGCUGCUGUCAUGGCCGCCUCCUUGUGCCGUUGUCCGCACAUGAGCUAAUAGGUCUGUGGGUGUAUUUAGUGUAACUGUCGCCACUAGACUUGGGAGCCUUUGCACUCUCUCUUUUGGAUUUCUUUUCUUCACUUCUGUGUGACUCGCGUAGGGACCAGUUUUGGCUGCAGCGAUGUCCGGGGCGUUGUGGACCCCGGAGCUGGCAGUUCUGAGGGGCUUCCCCACUGAGGCGGAGCGGCAGCAAUGGAAGCAGGAGGGAAUCACCAGUUCAGAGAGUGGAUCUUUCCUACAGUUGCUGCUAGAAGGGAACUAUGAGGCCAUGUUCUUCAAUUCAGUGACUCAAAAUAUUUUUAAUUCAACAAUGAAGACUGAAGAAAAGAUUGAUAGCUACCUGGAGAAGCAGAUAGUCACAUUCCUGGAUCAUUCAAUAGAUUUGGACAAAACAGAAAGACAGCAGCUGAUAUUCCUACUUGGUGUGAGUAGUUUGCAACUAUUCGUUCAGAGUAACUGGACGGGGCCACCUGUGGACUUACACCCUCAGGAUUUUUUGCCAUCUGUUUUGAUGCAGCAAUUCAAUGAGGUCAAGGGACUGGAUGCGGUUGUUCUGAGUAUGCUCAUUCUGGAUGGUGAAUCCGUCUACAGUCUGACAUCGAAGCCCAUACUGCUGUUAUUAGCACGCGUUAUCCUUGUGAACCUAAGACACAAACUGACAGCUAUUCAGAGCUUGCCUUGGUGGACCCUGAGAUGUGUGCAUAUUCACCAGCAGUUGCUUGAGGAGCGCUCACCUCAGCUCUGUGCUCUUGCUGAGAACUGCAUUGCUGAAGUGAUGAAACUAGAGAAUCUUUUUGUGGGUGAUUCAGGUCGAUAUUUGGCUAUUCAAUUUCAUCUGGAAUGUGGUUAUAUAUUUUUAUAUUAUUAUGAGUAUAAAAAGGCAAAAGAUCAGUUCACUAUUGCCAAAGACAUUGGCAAAUUACAAAUUGAUUUGACAGGUGCUUUGGGGAAAAGGACACGUUUCCAGGAAAAUUAUGUGGCACAACUGAUUGUGGAUGUAAGAAGGGAAGGAGAUGUCCUUUCAAAUUGCGAAUUCAGUCCAGCACCCACUCCUCAGGAGCGUUUAACAAAGAAUCUUGAGCUCAAUGACGACACAGUUCUGAAUGAGAUAAAGUUAGCAGACUGUGAACAGUUUCAGAUGCCUGACCUUUGUGCUGAGGAGCUUGCUGUUAUCCUUGGAGUCUGCACAAAUUUCCAAAAGAAUAACCCAGUGCAUAAGUUAACUGAAGAGGAGCUGCUGGCAUUUACAUCAUGUCUGCUUUCACAACCAAAGUUCUGGGCCAUUCAGACAUCAGCCUUGAUCCUCAGGACAAAACUUGAGAGAGGAAGCACUCGGCGUGUGGAACGGGCAAUGAUGCAGACACAGGCUCUUGCAGACCAAUUUGAAGAUAAAACGACAUCUGUAUUGGAACGCCUGAAGAUUUUCUAUUGUUGUCAAGUACCACCACACUGGGCCAUUCAGCGCCAACUUGCAAGUUUGCUCUUUGAGUUAGGAUGUACCAGUUCAGCCCUUCAGAUAUUUGAGAAGCUAGAAAUGUGGGAAGACGUUGUCAUUUGUUACGAAAGAGCCGGCCAGCAUGGAAAGGCAGAAGAAAUCCUUAGGCAAGAGCUGGAGAAAAAAGAAACACCAAGUUUAUACUGCUUGCUUGGCGAUGUCCUUCGAGACCACUCUUGCUAUGACAAGGCCUGGGAGCUGUCCCGGCACCGCAGUGCUCGUGCACAGCGCUCCAAAGCGCUCCUUCAUCUUCGGCACAAAGAGUUUCAGGAAUGUGUGGAGUGCUUUGAACGCUCGGUGAAGAUUAAUCCCAUGCAGCUCGGGGUUUGGUUUUCUCUAGGCUGUGCCUAUUUGGCCUUGGAAGACUAUGGAGGUUCAGCUAAAGCCUUUCAACGCUGUGUGACUCUAGAACCUGACAAUGCUGAGGCUUGGAACAAUUUAUCAACUUCCUAUAUCCGAUUAAAACAAAAAGUAAAAGCCUUUAGAACUUUACAAGAAGCUCUCAAGUGUAACUAUGAACACUGGCAAAUCUGGGAAAACUACAUUCUCACCAGUACUGAUGUUGGAGAAUUUUCAGAAGCCAUUAAAGCCUACCACCGGCUCUUGGAUUUAAGAGACAAGUACAAAGAUGUUCAGGUCCUUAAAAUUCUGGUCAAGGCAGUGAGUGAUGGGAUGACUGAUCGAGGUGGAAAUGUUGCAACCAGUCUCAAAGGAAAGCUGCAGGAGUUAUUUGGCAGAGUAACUUCAAGAAUGACAAAUGAUGGAGAAAUCUGGAGGUUAUAUGCCCAGGUCUAUGGAAACGGGCAGAGUGAGAAGCCAGAAGAAAAUGAGAAGGCAUUCCAGUGUCUCUCGAAGGCGUACAAGUGUGACACACAGUCCAAUUGUUGGGAGAAAGAUAUUACAUCAUUCAAGGAAGUCGUUCAAAGAGCCUUAGGACUUGCACAUGUGGCGAUAAAAUGCAGUAACAGCAAAUCUAGUCCCCAAGAAGCUGUGCAAGUGCUCUCUUCAGUUCGGCUCAACUUACGUGGCUUGUUAUCUAAAGCAAAGCAGCUUUUUAUAGAUGUGGCAAGUGGAGAAGUCUCCAUGGAGUUAGCUGAUGAAGUUGCAGCUAUGGAUGCUUUAGUAACAGAACUCCAAGACCUAAGCAACCAAUUUCGAAAUCAGUAUUGACUGUGCUGGGAGCAGUUUCUGGAGAAGGCUUAAAAAAAUGUUAUAUACCCCAAGGAACCAGUACCUGUGAGAAAGACCAAUAAAAUGAAGUAAUAGUAUAAGUUAACAAUAAGGCUCCAUUGAAGUGUUUUGUGGAAGCCAUUGAACAAUAGGUGGGUAAGUGGAUA
This is a messenger RNA of Tupaia belangeri chinensis (Chinese tree shrew), 2906 nucleotides long. RefSeq names its product tetratricopeptide repeat domain 27 (gene TTC27). Gene Ontology annotation, molecular function: protein binding. Lineage: Eukaryota; Metazoa; Chordata; Mammalia; Scandentia; Tupaiidae. The coding region runs from base 196 to 2739 and encodes 847 amino acids. The record is from RefSeq and is a predicted model, not a curated record. The transcript is spliced from 21 exons.